AUGGCUGACGCAGGCAGGCCUCAGAUCAACUUACGAAAGGCGACAAUACAGCUACAUUUCAUUACAUACCGAUUCAAACCACAUCUCUACAAGCAUCUCCGUCCCACGCACCCGCGACCAACAAGACAAUCACAAGCGCAGCACAUCAUGCACAACAACACCUGUUGCCCGUUCAGCAGUUGCGGAUACUGCAAGCGGCCAGAGCCUUACAAGCCGAAUCUCCUCAUUGGCGAUCGCAUCAAAGCUAUCGGUACCCAUACCAGCAAACUGCACGAUAGGGACCCUCAUCGGCCGCGGGAUGCUCCAGCUCCUCACGGUCCUGCAGCCAACCCGCACGUUGGUGCACUUGCUGCCGCUCCAGCAGCACAGAUGCCACGUCCUGCUGUUGCUAAUGCUCAUGGUAGCCAUGGCCCAGACAAAACAGAUGACAAGGAACUUCCUGACGACAACCACGGCCCAGGCACGAAGCCAAAGACGCUGACUAAGGACGACAACGCAUCAAGCCAGAAACCGACUCCUGUGCAGAACCCCCAAGAGAGCGCCAAAGAUGCAGCCGUAGCUGCUGCGGGUACUGAGCGUUCAGAGGGUGCCGCUGUGCACCGGGAUGACUACAAAGAGACUUUCGUGGACGCAGGUCCGCCAAUCAGUCCGGGUCCAAGGAGAUCGCCUCGAUUGUCCCGGAAGCGCAGUUCAGAGGAGGCAGAAUUGAAGGGCAGCGAGAUAGAGAAUGGUGGGUCGAAGAUUGCUGGGAAGCGGGGGAAGAAGUGA
Molecule: messenger RNA, 768 nt
Organism: Recurvomyces mirabilis
Lineage: Eukaryota; Fungi; Ascomycota; Dothideomycetes; Mycosphaerellales; Teratosphaeriaceae
Exons: 2
Coding region: 1-768 (255 amino acids)
Source: RefSeq, a predicted model, not a curated record